ACACUGUCCCAGGUCAACCCCCUCCUGGCCUCCCUGUCCCUCCCGGGACGGCCCCUCCAGACCCAGCUGGACAUCAAGCACUUCCUGCCGCUCCACGUCAAUGCCUCCUCCUCCUCCCCCCUCAACCUCUUCCCCAACUUCAACAGGGUGAGCUGCUCUCACACACAUGCAUGUAUACAGGCAUGCACACACUAGGGUUGGGAGGUAUCCAGAUUUUCAUACCGUCAUACCGUUUCUGUACCAUACCGGGGUAUAUGGUAUUACAGAGUGUGCACACAAGGGGCGCACAAAUGGGGGGGGCGCACAAAUAUAUUUAGGCAACAGGGAUCUUGAUCCAGGAGGGAAUUGCAUAUAUCUGCUGUAACCAAGAAGCUUGAUCUUGACAUCUAGCCACAUAGCUAGCAAGUUAGCAAACCAAAUGCAUAGCUGGAACCCAGAGCUGGAUAUCAUUUAUUUGACACAUCUUUGAUUUCUUAUAGUUCUACUUAAUGUAUAGUUAUAAGCAGUGCCGUCGCACGCACCCCCGCAGCCUCAGCGAGGGAAUUGAAAAUCAUAUCAUCGGUAUUUCGAAAUACCCCGGUAUACGGUAUAAACGGUAUAUCGCCAAAGCCUAGCACACACACACACACACACACACACACACACUGUUCGGGAGUAUGUCCAGUUCCUGUCUUAUUACCUGUUCCCUUAUGUACUUGAUGACAUGUACAGUUGAAGUCGGAAGUUUACAUACACCUUAGCCAAAUACGUUUAAACUCAGUUUUUCACAAUUCCUGACAUUUAAUCCUAGUAAAAAUUCCCUCUCUUAGGUCAGUUAGGUUCACCACUUUAUUUUAAGAAUGUGAAAUGUCAGAAUAAUAGUAGAGAGAAUUAUUUAUUUCAGCUUUUAUUUCUUUCAUCACAUUCCCAGUGGGUCAGAAGUUUACAUACACUCAAUUAGUAUUUGGUAGCAUUGCCUUUAAAUUGUUUAACUUGGGUCAAACGUUUCGUGUAGCCUUCCACAAGAUUCCCACAAUAAGUUGGGUGAAUUUUGGCCCAUUCCUCCUGACAGAACUGGUGUAACUGAGUCAGGUUUGUAGGCCUCCUUGCUCGCACACACUUUUUCAGUUCUGCCCACAAAUCUUCUAUAGGAUUGAGGUCAGGGCUUUGUGAUGGCCACUCCAAUACCUUGACUUUGUUGUCCUUAAGCCAUUUUGCUACAACUUUGGAAGUAUGCUUGGGGUCAUUGUCCAUUUGGAAGACCCAUUUGGGACCAAGCUUUAACUUCCUGGCUGAUGUCUUGAGAUGUUGCUUCAAUAUAUCCACAUAAUUUUCCUUCCUCAUGAUGCCAUCUAUUUUGUGAAGUGCACCAGUCCCUCCUGCAGCAAAGCACCCCCACAGCAUGAUGCUGCCACCCCCGUGCUUCACAGUUGGGAUGGUGAUUUUCGGCUUGCAAGCAGCUCCCUUUUUCCUCCAAACAUAACGAUGGUCAUUAUGGCCAAACAGUUCUAUUUUUGUUUCAUCAGACCAGAGGACAUUUUAUCAAAAAGUACAGUCUUUGUCCCCAUGUGCAGUUGCAAACCGUAGUCUGGCUUUUUUAUGGCGGUUUUGGAGCAGUGGCUUCUUCCUUGCUGAGCUGCCUUUCAGGUUAUGUCGAUAUAGGACUGGUUUUACUGUAGAUAUAGAUACUUUUGUACCUGUUUCCUCCAGCAUCUUCACAAGGUCCUUUGCUGUUGUUCUGGGAUUGAUUUGCACUUUUCGCACCAAAGUACGUUCAUCUCUAGGAGACAGAACGUGUCUCCUUCCUGAGCGGUAUGACGGCUGCGUGGUCCCAUGGUGUUUAUACUUGCGUACUAUUGUUUGUACAAAUGAACGUGGUACCUUCAGGCAUUUGGAAAUUGCUCCCAAGGAUGAACCAGACUUGUGGAGGUCUACAAUUUUAUUUCUGAAGUCUUGGCUGAUUUCUUUUGAUUUUCCCAUGAUGUCAAGCAAAGAGGCACUGAGUUUGAAGGUAGGCCUUGAAAUACAUCCACAGGUACACCUCCAAUUGACUCAAAUGAUGUCAAUUAGCCUAUCAGAAGCUUCUAAAGCCAUUUUCUGGAAUUUUCCAAGCUGUUUAAAGGCACAGUCAACUUAGUGAAUACAUGCUCAACUUCAGUCCUGGAGGGCAGCAGUGUUGGUUGGCUGUCUUCUUAUGUCCUUGCCAUACAAUAUCAGACCAAAUUAUUUGUUGGAAAAUGUCUUGCCAAUCAAGAAAUCAGCAGGACUCGCGUUGUGUAACCCUCCCUGACCUUGUAGUUCAGGGGUGGUCAUGGACAACAACCCUCCUGAGGAGCUAUACCCCCCUGCAGGCUUUUGCUCCAGCCCUGCUCAAACACACCUGAUUAUACUAAUCAGCUGCUCCUCAAGACCUUGAUUAGGGUCGUGUUCAUUAGGCCCCAAACGGAAUCAAACCGACUGAAACAGGGAAUACCUGGACCUGCACUAAUUUUCACUUUCCGUUGUGAAGCAUUCUAAAGGUUUUCCGUUGCGUGCCCUGAUGAACAUGAGCCAGGUAUGUUAGAGCAAAGGCCUACAGGAGAGUAGCUCCCCAGGAGGGUUGGUUGACCGCCCCUGUAAUAGUUAGACACAACUAAAUCUGAGUAAUGUUUGGGUUUAGUCUGGCUUGUUUUGUGUGCGACAGAUGGACCCGGUCCAGAAGGCGGUUAUCAACCACACGUUCGGCGUGGCACCGCCCAAGAGGAAACAGAUAAUCUCCUGCAACAUAUGUCACCUCCGCUUCAACUCCACCGUAAGUCAGUCAAUUCCGUUACAACGAUAAUACAGGCUGAAGCUAUCCUCCUCUCUGUCAGAUCGUUCAUCACUCUGACGGUGUGUGUGUGUGCGUGUGCGUGUGCGUGUGUGCGCAUGCGUUCUCCUGUUCCUCUAUCUCUGUGAAAGUUGUGAGCCUUUCUCCGCCUAUCAGCCAGAAAAAGCAGUAAACCCAGACACCCUCUCUCUGCUGGCAUCCAAAUCCACACAUAGAAGAACCAUCGCAGUCCACACUCACAAAAACUGACACUCACACUCACACUCACUGAGCACACACACACACUCACUGAGCACACAGAGACUCAUGAACACAGAGGGAAUGCUCAAUACAUCUGUGGACUGGUCCAUUCACGAGAACUAAUUAAAUUUUGGGGGCUCAAGCUAUGCUUAUCAAGGAAUUGAAGAACUGCUUGAUGGGGCUAUUAUGUACUGUAUAUAUACAGUGCAUUCGGAAAGUAUUCAGACCCCUUGACUUUUUCCACAUUUUGUUACAUUACAGCCUUAUUCUAAAAUUGAUUACAUUCUUUUCCCCCCUCAUCAAUCUACACACAAUACCCCAUAAUGACAAAGCGAAAACAGGUUUUUAGAAUUUUUUGCACAUUUAUUACAAUUAGAAAAACUGAAAUACGUUAUUUACAUAAAUAUUCAGACCAUUUGCUAUGAGACUUGAAAUUGAGCUCAGGUGCAUCUUGUUUCCAUUGAUCAUCCUUGACAUGUUUCUACAACAUGAUUGGAGUCCACCUGUGGUAAAUUCAAUUGAUUGGACAUGAUUUGGAAAGGCACACACCUGUCUAUAUAAGGUCACACAGUUGACAGUGCAUGUCAGAGCAAAAACCAAGCCAUGAGGUCGAAGAAAUUGUCUGUAGAGCUCAGACACAGGAUUGUUUCGAGGCAAAGAUCUGGGGAAGGGUACCAAAACAUUUCUGCAGUAUUGAAGGUCCCCAAGAACACAGUGGCCUCCCUCAUUCUUAAAUGGAAGAAGUUUGGAACCACCAAGACUCUUCCUAGAGCUGGCCGCCCAGCCAAACUGAGCAAUCGGAUGAGAAGGGCCUUGCUCAGGGAGGUGACCAAGAACCCAUUGGUCACUCUGACAGAGCUCCAGAGUUCCUCUGUGGAGAUGGGAGAACCUUCCAGAAGGACAACCAUCUCUGCAGCACUCCACCAAUCAGGCUUUUAUGGUAGAGUGGCCAGAUGGAAGCCACUCCUCAGUAAAAGGCACAUGACAGCCCGCUUGGAGUUUGCCAAAAGGCACCUAAAGGACUCUCAGACCAUGAGAAACAAGAUUCUCUGGUCUGAUGAAACCAAGAUUGAACUCUUUGGCCUGAAUGCCAAGCGUCACGUCUAGAGGAAACCUGGCACGAUCCCUACAGUGAAGCAUGGUGGUGGCAGCAUCAUGCUGUGGGGAUAUUUUUCAGCGGCAGGGACCGGGAGACUAGUCAGGAACGAGGGAAAGAUGAACAGAGCAAAGUACAGACAGAUCCUUGAUGAAAACCUGCUGCAGAGCGCUCACGACCUCAGACUGGGGUGAAGGUUCACCUUCCAACAGGACAACGACCCUAAGCACACAGCCAAGACAACGCAGGAGUGGCUUCGGGACAAGUCUCUGAAAAUAGCUGUGCAGCGAUGCUCCGCAUCCAACCUGACAUAGCUUGAGAGGAUCUGCAGAGAAGAAUGGGAUAAACUCCCCAAAUACAGGUGUGCCAAGCUUGUAGCGUUAUACCCAAGAAGACUCAAGGCUGUAAUCGCUGCCAAAGGUGCUUCAACAAAGUAUUGAUUAAAGGGUCUGAAUACUUAUGUAAAUGUAAUAUUUCAGUUUUUUAUUUUUAAUAAAUUUGCAAUAAUAAAAAAUAAAAAACUGUUUUUGCUUUGUCAUUAUGGUGUAUUGUGUGUAGAUUGAUGGGAGGAAAAAAACGAUUUAAUCCAUUUGAGAAUAAGGCUGUAACGUAUCAAAAUGUGGAUAAAGUCAAGGGGUCUGAAUACUUUCCGAAUGCGCUGUAUAAACUGUGUAACUAGUUACCAAGUUGUUUGCCAAAAUCCUUUCCCCUUUCCUCAUUUCUUGUCACUUUUGGUUGCUGUUCUGAUGCUGAGAUCCAGAGAUCUCAUCUCCUCUCAUACUGUUUCUUUGUCUACUCUAUGACCAGAACCAGGCUGAGGCUCACUACAAGGGCCACAAACACGCACGCAAGCUGAAAGCCAUGGACGCCCAGAGGAACCGUCAGAGGGGCCAGGGCUCCAUGGCAGGGAGGGAGAGAGACAGGGAGAGGGGGAAGACUGGAGUGUCAAAGGCCCUACCAGCACUGAUGGACCCCAGCCUCACAGAGGGAACAGGUAAAAUACCAGGUCUGGAAAAAAAAGUUCCACUCUCGCCUGCUCUCCUCCUUCCUUUGAAGUAAGGGUUGAGAUCUGAUUGCCAUCAACAGUUAGGAUUCAUGUCAGAUCAGUGAUCAUAGCAAGGAACAUGCAUGCGGAGGAUGUGGUAUUGACGUGUUGGAGCAGAGCUGUUGUUGUAAGCUAUCCUGGAAUCCACAUUGAAUAUUGUUCUGUUUCGCCAUUGUUUCAAUUCAUUGAAUAAGUGUGGAUUCCAGGUUAAUUGUAACCUUGUUUUCUGUCCGCAAAACAGUUCUCACAGCAAAGAAACUUGCCCAUAAUAGCCAGUUUAGGUAGACAAGACAGCUACUCUUAAUCCAAGUUUGGAAUGCUACUGCUAGGGAUUGCAUUGCAUGCAACCCAUCUUCACGACACUUGUGUUGAAUCCGCUUUAAAGAUCACAGAUUUCUCACAGACAUCGUAAAAACCUAAGUUACGGUAGGAGAUCAUUCCUGCUAAAAAUAUUGAUAAUUUUAGUGCUGUUUUGUGGACAGAAAAUGUCGGCCAUGCCGUUUACCAAUCAGAACAGUAUCUUUGUCUUGUCAUUUGUCAAGCCAUUUUUCUCAUCUGAAAAUAACCCCAUCUCCUGUCGCUCCUUCCUUCGCUGUAUUUACAAGACUCAUCUUCUUUUUCUAUCGAUUCUCUCCUUUGUUCACCAUAUUUCAAUUCCAUUUAACGACAUAAUGAUAGAGCCUUUAUAUCCAGGGUAACCAUGGCAAUUGAUUGAUGGAGAGAAAGGGAGAGGGAGAGAGAAAAAGGGAGAGAGAGAAAAAGGGAGAGAGAGAAAGGGAGAGAGAGUGAGAGAAAGGUGAGAUUAUUGAUUUAUUACAAACAUUCUAGUAUACAGUGCCUUGCAAAAGUAUUCAUCCCCCUUGGUGAUUUUCCUAUUUUGUUGCAUUACAACCUGUAAUUUAAAUGGAUUUUUAUUUGGAUUUCCAAAUUGGUGAAGUGUAAUGAAAAAAAAACUUGUUUUAAAGAAUUCUAAAAAAUUAAUAACGGAAAAGUGGUGCGUGCAUAUAUAAUCACCCCCUUUGCUAUGAAGCCCCUAAAUAAGAUCUGGUGCAACCAAUUACCUUCAGAAGUCACAUAUUUAGUUAAAUAACAUGAUCUCAGUAUAUAUACACCUGUUCUGAAAGGCCCCAGAGUCUGCAACACCACUAAACAAGGGGCACCACCAAUCAAGCGGCACCAUGAAGACCAAGGAGCUCUCCAAACAGGUCAGGGACAAAGUUGUGGAGAAGUACAGAUCAGGGUUGGGUUAUAAAAAUAUAUCAGAAACGUUGAACAUCCCACAGAGCACCAUUAAAUCCAUUAUUAAAAAAUGGAAAGAAUAUGGAACCACAACAAACCUGCCAAGAGAGGGCCGCCCACCAAAACUCACAGACCAGGCAAGGAGGGCAUUAAUCAGAAAGGCAACAAAGAGACCAAAAAUAACCCUGAAGGAGCUGAAAAGCUCCACAGCGGAGAUUGGAGUAUCUGUCCAUAGGACCACUUUAAGCCAUACACUCCACAGAGCUGAGCUUUACGGAAGAGUGGCCAGAAAAAUGGCAUUGCUUAAAGAAAAAAAUAAGCAAACACGUUUGGUGUUCGCCAAAAGGCAUGUGGGAGACUCACCAAACAUAUGGAGGAAGGUACUCUGGUCAGAUCAAGGAAAACGCUAUGUCUGGCGCAAACCCAACACCUCUCAUCACCCCGAGAACACCAUCCCCACAGUGAAGCAUGGUGGUGGCAGCAUCAUGCUGUGGGGAUGUUUUUCGUCAGCAGGGACCGUGAAACUGGUCAGAAUUGAAGGAAUGAUGGAUGGCGCUAAAUACAGGGAAAUUCUUGAGGGAAACCUGUUUCAGUCUUCCAGAGAUUUGAGAAUGGGAUGGAGGUUCACCUUCCAGCAGGACAAUGACCCUAAGCAUACUGCUAAAGCAACACUCAAGUGAUUUCAGGGGAAACAUUUAAAUGUCUUGGAAUGGCCUAGUCAAAGCCCAGACCUCAAUCCAAUUGUACACCAGCGGAACCCAUCCAACUUGAAGGAGCUGGAGCAGUUUUGCCUUGAAGAAUGGGCAACAAUCCCAGUGGCUAGAUGUGCCAAGCUUAUAGAGACAUACCCCAAGAGACUUGCAGCUGUAAUUGCUGCAAAAGGUGGCUCUACAAAGUAUUGACUUUGGGGGGGGGUGAAUAGUUAUGCAUGCUCAAGUUCUGUUUUUUUUGUGUUAUUUCUUGUUUGUUUCACCCCAAAAAAAUAUUUUGCAUCUUCAAAGUGGUAGGCAUGUUGUGUAAAUCAAAUUAUACAAACCCCCCAAAAUUCCAUUUUAAUUCCAGGUUGUAAGGCAACAAAAUAGGGAAAAUGCCAAGGGGGGUGAAUACUUUCGCAAGCCACUGUAUUCCUGUCUUUGACCAUCGUUGUUAUAUGUUUACUUUGACAAUGUACAGUGCCUUCAGAAAGUAUUCACAGCCCUUGACCUUUCCACAUUUUGUUGUGUUACAGCCUGAAUUUCAAAUGGAUUCAAUUGAGAUUUUUUUGUCGCUGACCUACACACAAUACCCCAUAAUAUCAACGUAGAAUUAUGUUUUAAAAAUGAAAAGCUGAAAUGUCUAGAGUUAAUAAGUAUUCAAUCCCUUUAUUAUGGCAAGCCUAAAUAAGUUCAAGAAAAAAAAUUGGCCUAACAAGUCACAUAAUAAGUUGCAUGGACUCACUUUUUGUGCAAUAAUAGUGUUUAACAUGAUUUUUGAAUGACUACCUCAUCUCUGUACCCCACACAUACAACUAUCUGUAAGGUCCCUCAGUUGCGCAGUGAAUUUUGAACACAGAUUCAACCACAAUGACCAGGGAGGUUUUCCAAUGCCUCACAAAGAAGAGCACCUAUUGGUAGAUGGGUAAAAAAACAAAAAACAGAUAUUGAGCAUGGUGAAGUUAUUAAUUACACUUUGGAUGGUGUAUCAAUACACCCAACCACUACAAAGAAGGAAACUACUCAGGGAUUUCACCGUGAGGCCAAUGGUGACUUUAAAACAGUUACAGAGUUUAAUGGCUGUGAUACGAGAAAACUGAGCUUGGCUCAACAACAUUGUAGUUACUCCACAAUACUAACCUAUUUGACAGAGUGAAAAGAAGGAAGCCUGUACAGGAUAAAAAUAUUCUAAUACAUGCAUCCUGUUUGCAAUAAUACUUUUUUUACCUGAAUACAAAGUAUUAUGUUUGGGGCAAAUCCAAUAGAUCAGAUCACUGAGUACCACUCUCCAUAUUUUCAAGCAUAGUGGUGGCUGCAUCAUGUUAUGGGUAUGCUUGUAAUUGUUAAGGACUGGGGAGUUUUUCAUGAUAAAAAAGAAACGGAAUGGAGCUAACCACAGGACAAAUCCUAGAGGAAAACCUGGUUCAGUCUGCUUUCCACCAGACACGGCCAAAUCUACUCUGGAGUUGCUUACCUAGAAGACAGUGAAUGUUCCUGAGUGGCCGAGUUACAGUUUUGACUUAAAUCUACUUGAAAAUCUAUGGCAAGACCUGUAAAUGGUUGUCUAGCACGUUCCAUGUCAAUAAAGUAUAUUGAAUUGAAAAGAAAUAUUCAGAGAGCAACAGACUGAGAGAUGUAGAGAUACACUUAUGUGGUUGUAAUUGUAAUUUUAAAUGAUCAAAUCAAUUUGACCUAUGUAUGUAUCUAGAGAGACAGGUAGAGAGAGGCUAAACAUGCUACCAGUGUCGAGCACUGCUCUCAGUAAACACAGCAGAAUCUACAUUGAUUAGCUGCUCUGCAUGUGUAUUUAAUUGAAUCCAGCUCUCACAUGAAUCCACUGUCUUUGGCUGCCUGAUAUAGUUGCCAAGUUAGUGCUGGCCUUUCUCUCCCCAUGUAGCCCUAACUCCAUUGUCUGACGUCAGAUAGAGAUUAGAGUCAGUUGAGGGGCUAGUGGUGUGUAGGACCUGUCGGAAGACAAUGUAACCCCAAUCCCUGUUUGUAUGUGAAUACCACAUGUACGAUAACUCUCAAACAGCAACGUCUCUCUCCCCAGGCCUGCUAUCGGCUCCCCAGCCCCCCACCAGACCGAAGCUGGAUGACACCCUCCAGGGGGUCUCCCCAACCCCUACGCCCGUCUCGGAGACCUCUUCCCUGGACGCCUUGGCCCUCCUCUCCCCCCAGGUCUCCCCUGCUGCCUACCAGCUCUCAGAGCUCACGUCAGACGGUAGCCCUAUGGAGGGUCCCAGCCCGACACCGGACUCCAACCCGCCGCUGGAGGGCCAGGGGGAGUCCCCAGGGGCACCAGAAGGGGAAGAGGAGACCAGGCAGGGAAAAAAGAGCCCCCCCGCCAAGCAGCACCUCCACUGUCCCAUGUGCAAAGUCACAGUCAACUCCUCGUCCCAGCUAGAAGCCCACUAUAGCGGUAUGCACUGCAAUAUGUCUAUUUAUUUAUUUAUUUAUUUAUUCAUUUAUUUUACCUUUAUUUAACUAGGCAAGUCAGUUAAGAACAAAUUCUUAUUUACAAUGACGGCCUACACCGGCCAAACCCGGACGACGCUGUGCCAAUUGUGCGCCGCCCUAUGGGACUCCCAAUCACGGCUGGUUGUGAUACAGCCUGGAAUCGAACCAGGGGUUCUGUAGUGAUGCCUCAAGCACUGAGAUGCAGUGCCUUAGACCGCUGUCUGUAUGGUGUUUUCUAUUGAGUGAUAAGUAGAUACUAUUUAAAUGGUGACCUAUGAUUCUGAUUAAAUUAACAUUUUAACUGAUAAAGGAAUCAAUAGCCAUGUGGUCGUGUCUGUGAUGUGUGUCUGUGAUGUGUCUGUGGUGUCCUAGGCUCCAAACACAAGCAGAUGCUGGAGGGCCAGGCGGGUGCUCAGGCGCGACGCCGAGGCAAGGUAAUGUCAUCGCCUAGGCCGACGUGCAGGAGCAAGCAGUCAAUCAGCAGCAAGGCCAGGGUGGGCGUGGCCCUGGCUAGCCAACCAUUCCACUGCGAGAUGUGUGAAGUGUCCGUCAAUUCGGAGACGCAGCUCAAACAGGUGUGUGUGUUUCUGAGUGUUUUUGAGUGUGUGUAGUACAGCUUCAGUAUAUAUAUGCCAUGCACUCAGUCCUUGCAUGUGGAGCUCUGUCUAUGAAUUUGAGAGGGGUUACAUUUCCCUAGUCCUAUCGCUCAGCUGUAGACGAAAACAAGUGGGAUUUUCAAAUGUAUUUAGAAUGAAUCCCACAAUGUAGCUUUUAAGGGAUGUUUCACUCAAUAUACAGUGAGGGGAAAAAAGUAUUUGAUCCCCUGCUGAUUUUGUACGUUUGCCAACUGACAAAGACAUGAUCAGUCUAUAAUUUUAAUGGUAGGUUUAUUUGAACAGUGAGAGACAGAAUAACAACAAAAAAAUCCAGAAAAACGCAUGUCAAAAAUGUUAUAAAUUGAUUUGCAUUUUAAUGAGGGAAAUAAGUAUUUGACCCCUCUGCAAAACAUGACUUAGUACUUGGUGGCAAAACCCUUGUUGGCAAUCACAGAGGUCAGACGUUUCUUGUAGUUGGCCACCAGAUUUGCACACAUCUCAGGAGGGAUUUUGUCCACUCCUCUUUGCAGAUCUUCUCCGAGUCAUUAAGGUUUCGAGGCUGACGUUUGGCAACUCGAACCUUCAGCUCCCUCCACAGAUUUUCUAUGGGAUUAAGGUCUGGAGACUGCUUAGGCCACUCCAGGACCUUAAUGUGCUUCUUCUUGAGCCACUCCUUUGUUGCCUUGGCCAUGUGUUUUGGGUCAUUGUCAUGCUGGAAUACCUAUCCACAACCCAUUUUCAAUGCCCUGGCUGAGGGAAGGAGGUUUUCACCCAAGAUUUGACGGUACAUGGCCCCGUCCAUCAUCCCUUUGAUGCGGUGAAGUUGUCCUGUCCCCUUAGCAGAAAAACACCCCCAAAGCAUAAUGUUUCCACCUCCAUGUUUGACGGUGGGAAUGGUGUUCUUGGGGUCAUAGGCAGCAUUCCUCCUCCUCCAAACACGGCGAGUUGAGUUGAUGCCAAAGAGCUCGAUUUUGGUCUCAUCUCACCACAACACUUUCACCCAGUUCUCCUCUGAAUCAUUCAGAUGUUCAUUGGCAAACUUCAGACGGCCCUGUAUAUGUGCUUUCUUGAGCAGGGGGACCUUGCGGGCGCUGCAGGAUUUCAGUCCUUCACGGCGUAGUGUGUAACCAAUUGUUUUCUUGGUGCCUAUGGUCCCAGCUGCCUUGAGAUCAUUGACAAGAUCCUCCCGUGUAGUUCUGUGCUGAUUCCUCACCGUUCUCAUGAUCAUUGCAACUCCACGAGGUGAGAUCUUGCAUGGAGCCCCAGGCCGAGGGAGAUUGACAGUUAUUUUGUGUUUCUUCCAUUUGCGAAUAAUCAAACCAAAUGUUGUCACCUUCUCACCAAGCUGCUUGGCGAUGAACUUGUAGCGCAGUCCAGCCUUGUGUAGGUCUACAAUCUUGUCCCUGACAUCAUUGGAGAGCUCUUUGGUCUUGGCCAUGGUGGAGAGUUUGGAAUCUGAUUGAUUGAUUGAUUGCUUCUGUGGACAGGUGUCUUUUAUACAGGUAACAAGCUGAGAUUAGGAGCACUCCCUUUAAGAGUGUGCUCCUAAUCUCAGCUCAUUACCUGUAUAAAAGACACCUGGGAGCCAGAAAUCUUUCUGAUUGAGAGGGGGUCAAAUACGUAUUUCCCUCAUUAAAAUGCAAAUCAAUUUAUAACAUUUUUGACAUGCGUUUUUCUGGAUAUUUUUGUUGUUAUUCUGUCUUUCACUGUUCAAAUAAACCUACCAUUAAAAUUAUAGACUGAUCAUUUCUUUGUCAGUGGGCAAAGGUACAAAAUCAGCAGGGGAUCAAAUACUUUUUUUCUCUCACUGUAAAACCUAACAUGCUUUGCUUUUGUCCCUCAGCACAUGAGCAGCAGAAGACACAAAGACCGGUUGUCAGGAAAGCCCCAGAAACCGAAGUUCAGCCCUUAUACUAAGAGCCAGCCAAACCCUGUUUUAGCGGUGAGUGUCCGUCCAACACACACACACACACACACACCAACUACCCCUCCUGUCCUGCCCAUUCAUUCCCACACAGCCAGCGUUCUUAUUUUUUCGCCCCCUUUCCCCCGUUCUUGUGUCCUCUCUGCAGAGCGUGAGAUGGAGUGGUUUCCCAUUUGGGGGGGUGACCUCGGCCAUAGGGAAACUGGCCAGCCACUGCCACCUCAGCACUUACAACCCUCAGGUGAGGGCCAAGGGCCCGAGAGAGAGAUUGGAAAGGAAAGGGGUCCAUAUUCUACCAUGCCAUCUGUCAUGUAGAUAUCACUAAAUGCAAAAGCUGAAAUCUGCAUGUUGUGACAGUUGAAAACCAGCUGGCAAAACUGGUUGCAAUAACGUCGCUACGAAGUCUUUCAUGGCGUCAUGGUCAGGUUGUAUACUGCUUAUAUGAGGAUGUUUUGUGAAUGUCUUUUUAGCAACCGGAGACCGAUGUCUUUAUCUGGUUGUCUGGAUGUUUUACCAGAUAACCAAACUAUGACGUCCAUGACAUCAGACGUCUUUACCUGGAUGUAACAGAGACCAGUUGGUUGUAUUUUAGUUACAUCCGGUCUUCUAACCCAGAAAACCAGUUUACAGGCUGAAAAUAACAUCAUUAAGACGUCAAGGGCCACAUUUUACCCACUUAGGAAGGAGAAGAACCUGAAUUUGAAUUGGGCUACUGUCUUAGGUGGCUCUGGUCACAUAAAAGGCAAACACACAUCAAUCAAUCAAUUAUAAAGCCCUUUUUACAUCAGCAGAUGUCACAAAGUGCUAUACAGAAACCCAGCCUAAAACCCCAAACAGCAAGCAAUGCAGAUGUAGAAGCACGUGGCGAGGAAAAACUCUGUAGAAAGGCAGGAACCUAGGAAGAAACCUAGAGGAACCAGGCUCUGAGGGAUGGCCAGUCUUCUUCUGGCUGUGCCCAUUGUCUAUCUAUGGGGUUAAUGAACUGAGCGCUAUAGCGUGCUGCUGUUAUAUCGGAUAGCUGAGAAAGGGCCAUGUUUGGGAAUAGGCAUGGUCACGUUCUUCCACAGUUUAAUAACUACAAAAAGAACUUCUUGAAAGUUGGUGAGGCCAAAUAUACUGGCAGGCACAAAAAUGUCUCUCACACACUCAUGUAAACAUAGCCUCACUCACACACAAACAUUGUCACAUAACCACAACACACACGCAAGCACAUGCUCACAUACACACACACACACACACACACACACACAGACAGAGGGCCACACAGGAUUUGUGUUUUGCCAGCUGCUGGGGAGAGGCAGUGUCUUAGGUCCUGGUCACAAUCUUGUCUGGGAUAUUUAAGGCCAGCUCAUGAGGUUGCCAACAAUCCACACUGGCUUCACACAGAUUGAUGGUGAUGGACAUUCACCAUCAUGUUUCAUUCACCCUCACUCUGACAUUAAUGUUGUGGUUGCCUUAAUAAGUAUGGGCCUGAGCUAGAGUAUAUCACUGUAAUGACUAGAAAUACUUUUUGUAUACAAUUGUAUGGGCUUGAAUAGAGACAUGGUGACAGGUGAAAAUACUUUCUGGCCAAACAAUAGCUAGGUUUCCAUCUAAUUAGCGACAGAUUGUCAUGGAAAUAUUCUAAAAUAUGCGUAAAGAAAAUAUGCGCAUUUUCCCACCAGUGAUGUGUUUCCACCAAACUGGCUUCCACCAACAAUCAGUUCGUGAUGACAUAAUGCACACAAACACACACGUUUUUAUUUACCAAAUACAUUUUGUAAGCUUGUGUUUCCAUCGCAUUUUCAACUCUACCGAUAGUUUUGUCACAAAAACUGUUGCGUAAAAUAGCAACUGUGCCAACUCUGGUCUUGGCACGUCCGCUCUAGCCAACAGCCCACAUAUACAGUACGGGUAGGCUAGUCUACAUGAUGAGAUUAUUAUGGAUAAGAGCAAGAAUAUUUUUAUUUGUCAAACGGCAGGCAAGCAUCAAUCAUCAUGUCACCAGAAUAAGACCCUCAAUAUUUAUUGGAAAGGAGCAUCAAGAUCACUGUGCACUUUCACAACCCUGUGAAGUUCAUAACUUAUUUAAUCUGUAGCCUAACCAACUGCAUCGUUUCCUGAGUCAUAGUGGGAGGACCACACACCAUAUCAUCACAUGACUCCAAGUUUACUUAGAUAUGAUGGUUAUUAUAUCAAUAUUUGCGCAUAAAGGCAUUUCCACUGCCAAUCAAAUAAUUUGACCGACAAAAAAAUACAUUUAUAAAAUUGUACCGAAACUUCCUGUUUCCAUCACAGCUGUCGUGAUUUUUUUUAUAAGCUAUGACUUUACUCGUAUAUAAACUGUGGAUGGAAACGUGGUUAGUGACAUGAAUCAAUCAAAAUAAUUGAUGACUUACCAGGGAAUAAAGAAAACCAGCAGUACCACAGACCUUGAGGUGGCUGGUAUUCAAUCAAGUGCAGAUAGUGGGUUUUUCAAAUAUUUCUUUGAGAAGUAAGUUGAAUUUGCACAGCAGUAUGUCCUGGAUGGAGGGAGUUAUCGAAAAUCCACUAUCAGGAAUUUACUGAAUACCAGACAAGGGUCAAAUACAUACUUUUGUAUAUAUAGUGGACACCCUUUUUUCGUUGCAUGCUCUAAUGAACGUGACCUGCCGCAGACUCGUACUAAAAACCCUAUGGUUCCUCUCUUCCAGACCAAACUGGCCCUGCAGAAGCAGCUGUCCAAGGCCCUGUCGGCAGGUUUCCUGGCCAACCACAUGAACCCGGCCACCCUUUGCACCAUGGCCUCCAAUCCACUGACCCUGCGGGGGCCCCCGGGCCCCGGUCACACAGCCCUCAUCCAGAACCCCCUGCUCAGCCCCGCGCUCUUCAGGCCCGCCCCGGGGCCCCUGAGGGCCACUCACACGCCCAUCAUCUUUUCGCCGUACUAGCUGAGUUUGGACAGGCCUGGAUCAAAUUGACCUAGCCUGGACAAGCCAAACUUGGACUAGCCUGGAUCAAAUUGGCCUACAUUUAAAUUUUAGUAGAGCAGACGCUCUAGCCUUUCUAGAUGAAAAAUAAGGACCCUAAUUGGAGCUACUCUGAGGCCCUGUCCAGAAACAACCCUUUACCCCCCCCCCCACCUUGUAACUUGU
Coregonus sp. 'balchen' is the source of this 15193-nucleotide messenger RNA. NCBI's taxonomy places the organism in Eukaryota, Metazoa, Chordata, Actinopteri, Salmoniformes, Salmonidae. The record is from the annotation of a GenBank genome assembly.